AGAAGAACUACAGUUAUUAGCCUUUUCUCUUGGGUGCGAAUUUUCAGCUCUUUAGUCAUCUUUAUGGUUCUCUCUCUACCCCCAAAGAAAUCCCCAACCGGCAUGACUUCAGCAGCUAGGAAGGACACGUGUCCCACUCUCCCCCAGGAGAUUUCUAGCAUCUCUUUUCUCUCAGAUUCCUAAAGAAUGUGCCGGUGGCUCUCAGAGGCAUUCCUUGCAGAAGCAGCCCUUCUCUUUCCGAGGGAGACAAAGAGGGAAGGAGCCUUUCAGCUCCCUUUGAAGCCAGUGCAGGCUGCAAUACGGUCCCGUUUGCACCUCCCCCCAUCCAGGAAAGGGCCUGGGGACUCAGCCAGUAAUUUGGCAGGCAGAGGCACAUACUGGUGCGGUCCUCUUCCCUACUCACCGCCUGCCCCCCCCCCCCAAAUCACCCCCAGCCAAAUUACAACUGCAGGACUGGCAUAGGCUUUGCUGGGUAUUUGAGUGGGAGGGAUGGAAUCAGAGCCAAACCAAGCCACUUAGGUGUAGCUCAUAAGCCCUCGGAGCAGCAGCAGCCUCUGCAUCUGGGACAGCAACAGCUGGAGCAGCCGCCGCAGCAGCAGCAGCCCCAGGACCUUGACCACGGAGCAGGGAGUAGGAAGAGGACCGAACUGCAGUCUGAUGAUGCCUCCUAGUCUUCAACGCAAUUAACAAGCACUUUGAAUUCUCCAAAGCUGCUGGAUUCCAAUUAGAGGCCGGACUUUUGAGGCAGUUUUUGGGAUAAACACAAUUAAGGCAACCUUGAGGGAAGGUAGGGAAAAAAGAAGCACUUUUCUUCCCUGGAAGAAACGUACAAAUUAGCAAGAUGAUCUCGGGAACUCAGUGUGCCUUAGUCUUUCUCUUGUCUUUCAUUGCCUGUCAAGGAUCUCCGGCAUCUCAGAACUGUCUUAAUAAACAGCAGCUCCUCUCUGCUAUCCGUCAAAUGCAGCAGUUGCUAAAGGGCCAAGAGACUCGCUUUACAGAGGGGAUCCGCAACAUGAAGAACCGACUGACCAUGCUUCAGAAUUCUGUGAACAAAGCCCUUCCGGAUAUCCCAGCAGUCUCCUGCCCUGCGCUGGAAGCUCCACCCAAUGGGAGAAAGUUUGGCAGCAAGUACUUCGUGGAUCAUGAAGUCCAUUUCACCUGUAAUCCUGGUUUCCACCUGAUCGGGCCUAGUAGUCUCCUCUGUCAGCCCAAUGGCAACUGGACAGGCAACAGACCUGAGUGCAAAGAUAUCAGUGAAUGUGCUAGCCAUCCUUGUCAAAAUGGCGGAACAUGUGUGGAGGGAGUCAAUCAGUACAAGUGCACUUGUCCACAAGGAUGGACUGGAAACAACUGUCAGCAGCAGACUCAGACAGCGGCACCUGAAUGGAGUGUGACCAAUGAUCCUGCCUUUAGUCGCAAGCCACGCUGUGCCAAGGUGGAUAGGACUCAACACUGUAGCUGUGAGGCAGGUUUCCACAUGAAAGGCACAGCAGAUAACAGCAUAUGUCAGGAUGUGAAUGAAUGUGAGAUUUACAAGUUGGAAGGGGCCAACCAGCUCUGUAUGCACAACUGCAUUAACACCCCAGGAUCCUUCCGCUGCUCUUGCCCAGCUGGUUACAGAACCCUUGAGGAUGGAAAAAGCUGUGAAGAUAUUGAUGAGUGUGCAGAUUCUCAACAUACCUGUACCCGAGGGACCACAUGUAUUAACACAGGUGGCAGUUUUCAGUGUGUCAAUCCUGAGUGUCCAAAGAGUAGCGGUAAUGUGAGCUAUGUGAAAACAUCUUCAUUCCAAUGUGAACGCAACCCCUGCCCCAUGGACAGCAAAUCUUGCCACCAUGCUCCGAAGACCAUCUCUUUUCACUAUCUUGCACUACCUUCCAGCCUGAAGACACCGAUCACGCUGUUCCGCAUGGCUACAGCUUCAGCUCCUGGCAGGCCAGGGCCUGAUAGUUUGCGCUUUGGGAUUGUAGGAGGAAACAGCCGGGGACAUUUCGUGAUGCAGCGCUCUGAUAGACAGACCGGGGAACUGAUCCUUGUCCAAAGCCUGAGAGGGCCACAGACAUUAGAGGUGGAUGUUGACAUGUCAGAGUAUCUAGAUCGCACCUUCCAGGCUAACCAUGUGUCUAAGAUCACUGUUUUUGUGUCACCCUAUGACUUCUAAGAGGGGUGUAUGGGGUGGUCACAAGGGCCAGUAGCUCGGGAUUGCUUCUCUUUACCAAGGACUCAGCUCUGGGCACUGGUUCUAAAGACCCUUCCCACUUCUUAACCAAGCUCAUGCCUUAGUCAUGGAAGCUUUUUGAUCACUACAAUGCCGCUGUUCUGCAUGAUGGUCCUGAAGUGUUCUCAAGUCACUGACACCACUGAAUGGUUUCUGCCUUAAUGUUCUUCCAGAUUAUGCACUAACAUUCUCAAGUCUUCCACAGGAAAUGGAAAGUGUCUCUAAGCACUGUGAGAAUAGUAAUGCGAUUCGGAGUUAGUUGAGGGUAGGAAAGGACAAAAUAUACUUUUCUGAUGACCUUCAAGCUCUUCCUUUAUUAGAAUAAAAUCCUACAACAUAGCACUUGCCGGCUUGUGGAUUUAACAAUAUUACAGGUUAGAUCACAUUUCCUCAAAACAUAGGGAAAUGUCAUAAGUCUCUCCCUGCCAUGAUGCAGAAAACUGUUCAGACCUUUAAUAUGGGUUCUAUCUUUGUCCCUCAGCACCAUUUAUUAUGAGUUCCACUGUACAUAUGUCAGUACAUUAUUCAAAGAAGUUGAGGAUGAUCUGCAAUCCUCUUUAUAAACCUUUGAAUCAAGAAGAUUAAAUAGUAUAUCUAUAAUAGAUAAAGGAGACCUUGCUAUUACUAGAAAUAAACACUUCCUGAGAAGCAGAGCCAUAUAUUAAUAACUCCAUUUUACAACUGAAUAAACUCUGCUUUUCUGACCCUUGUUCCUGACUUCGGCCCAUAAAACAACAUGGCGCCAUUUAGAUGCAUUGAUAUGGUUCUUGUUUGCUGACUAGCUCAAAGAAACUGAUAGAAAUGGGAAGAAUAAAAGCAAGCAAGGUAAUUUGUUGAUGAAUUCGUAAUUUCCAUGAAAAAAAGUAACUACCAAAGUCUAUCUAGAUGGAAUAUUGAAAAGCCCAUCAUCUGGUCAUAAAUUUUUCAGGGAAAAAAUUCCAGCUGCCAUUUUCCCCAUAUGGUUAAUUCCCAACCCAAGUAAUUAGAUGCUUUCCUAGUGAUUACAGAAAGAAAAUACUAGAGAGGGGAAAUAGAGAACAUGCAUGUAUCCAAGAGAUCUGUUUAUUACCAUUACUGAAAUUUCAUAGCAUAUAUCUUUUUUAAAAAGUAUUAUGAGUUUUUAUUCAAUGUAUUUUGUCUAAGUUUUAUAUGGCACUGAGAAGUGAAGUGGCAUAGAGGAUAGAGGACAAUCCUCAGAGACAGGAAGGCCUGGAUUCAAAUAUUGCCUUUAACACAUACUGGAUAUGAGACUCAGUUCUCUAGGAAACUUUCUAAAAAUUGCAGAGAAGGGUCUGAUUUACAUUGAUAAACAGAGUUUCCUUACCUAAGGACCUGGAGAAAAUUUUACUAUGUCAAUGGAAAAAUAAAGGUAGUUUUGUGAGUCCUAGAGAUGAGAUUGUCCUAAUGAAUACAAAUAUCUUCAUUUGUCACAUUAUGUUGAACUGAUUAAAAAUGGGCAUUUUUCUCCCACAAGGUUUUUAUUUGGAUAAUGAAACUCCCAAUCAUCAUUGACUCAUAGGUCUUCCCCCACAAACCUAUUUCUCAAAAUUCCCCAUUUUCUCAGACUUAAUUGGUGACUCAAUAAAUUGUUUUGUCUUGCCAAAUCAGAUAAGUUAGGAAUUACAGGUAAGAUAUGAAAAGGUUGCUUCUAAGAGAGCUCCACCUCUGCUUUUGCAGGUAUUAAAGGCAAUAUCAUUAUUCAGAAAUGAAAAAUAACCCCAAUGACAUGUGAGGCAACUAAAAUAAUGAAUAGCCUUUCAUAUAACAGGAUCCUCCAUUUAGGUCUAUUGAGGUGAUGAUUCAUAUGGCCAGUGAGGACUGUAUAGGAUGAGCUAUUCUGGUACAAUAUCAAAGCCAAACAAGAAUUUUAAAAGGUUUUUCUCUUUCAGGAAAAUAUCCUUAGCUUAAGAGGUUUCUAGUAGGCUCCCUGUAGCAGGAUCCAUGCCACUGGUGGUCCCCUCCUAUCAAUUUUCCUGCCAUAUUUAGGGAGACUUUGAUUACAUUGACCCAUAGGGCCAACCCAAGGUGAAAUUUUGAGAUAGACAUUGUUUUAGCUUUGCCAAUUCUUUUCCCUUUUUGACACCUUUUCCAUUCAUUCAUUCAUUCAUUCAUUCAUUCAUUCAUUUAUUCAACAAACAUUUAUUCAAUUGCUAAUUACCUAUGUCUUCCUAUAGUCUCAGUUAUAGUGGCCUCUUGCCCUCAGAAGGCCCUUAGUUUGAUCAAUCUUCUCCCACUAAAUACCUGUAUAGUGUCCCAUUGGUCUUUACUAGGUAAACUAGUGCUUAUUAAUAUGUGCUAAUGUCAUUCCUCUCAAGGAAUAGAUUUUAAUUUUAUUAGGCUGUUCUAUGUAGAGAGAACUUGAACUCAGGAGUGAAUUAAAUGAUGAGUAUUUCAGAUACUAGAGGAGGCUGAUGGAAAAGAUAUUUAGGGAGCAGAUAGGCCUUUUUAGCAUACUGUAAAUAAUUCUGUAUACACAAUGACCAAAUUUGCAUAGGCAGAAGUCUAUUUUUCAUGAUCCCUGCAUACUCUAAGCUGCCCACUAGUCCCCAGAUUUUACUACAUACUCUACCUUUUCUCCUAGUGUGACAGCUGCUAAAGUGAGGAGGUAAAGGGCAUUCUGCUAUCUGGGGCAACCUUUUCUCCUCUCCAAUACCUUUCAGUAAACAAUACUCAGAAAGGGUUAGAAGUGAAAUGUCACUGCUCCACUCUGUGGCUAUGGGGACUUUAGUGUUGUCCCACUUUUGGGUAGUGCUGACAGAUUGACACUAUUGUAUUGGCAAAGCCCAUACAUGCCAUGAGUUCAGUUCUUUGAAAGUCAAAUAGCUCAUCUGUAAGCCAUAAGAAAGAGUUAUAUGGAUGUCUCAGAGGAAAACUACAGAACUCCAUGGGGAAAAACUUGUAUAGACCUUGUUGAGAAUGGUCAAGGAGGCCUUUCUACCCAAAUAAAAUAAAGUCCAAAGUUAUUCCAUCUUAUUGGGGUAGUAAAUGUGGUCACACAAACUUAGGAAUUCAGAUACAUCCCAACCUUGUUGAUAAGGUUGCAACAUGCCUAGCUAGAAGAAGCGUUUCAGCACAGUAACUAGGAAGUUCCAAAAAAUAUGAUGACCAAAAGCAACAGGUUAUGGGACAAUAGAUUUUGAGCUGCAUAGAUUGAAUAUAAUGACUCCUCUAAGCAAUCCCCAGCUAUAAUCUUAAUUUUUAUUCUUUCCUCAUAUUCAACAGUAUAGUACUGGUGAUCAAAGAAAAAUUUUAAAAGCAUUUUUGAGACCAUUUAAAAAUUCACCACCAAGUUGGGUUAUUUAAUUCAGAUAAAAAGAUAUUUUGUCUUCCAUAUUCAUUCUACCAAACAUAAGAAUAAAUAUUAUCUAUUUUUAUUGAUUAGAAUAAUAGAGUUUUAAUGAGAAAACACUGAAUAAUUUUAUUUUUAAAGUAAGUUAGCAUAAAGGUUCAUUAAAUUUGGCAUACACACGUUUGUAGACAGAUCUAAGAGGAUCUGUAAACUUGGAUAAGAAAAAAUAAUUGCAUCUUUAUUUUCACUAGCCUCUACAUGAAAGUUAGGUUUUCCUUUGGAUAUUUAAAGGGGGGAGGGGUGAUCCAUAGGCUUGACUAGACUGUCAAAGCAUUCCGUGAUACAAAAAAAUAGCUAAGAAACCUUGUCUUCCUACAUACAACUCCUGCUCAAUAAAAGAGCAGGAAGACCUCCAUGAACUAAUGUUAUAUGUGAUAUCAAUAUUUCAUCCUUCUCCCUUUACCCAAGAAACCCCCCAAAUGUUUGAAGAAAAUGUUGAAAAGGUCUGAGUUGAUUUUUGCUUCUUCUGUUUAUUCUUACUCUCUCUAUUGGGAAGAUGUAAAAUAACUUUGAAUGAAUAAGAGACAGGAAGCAUGAGGGGUCUGUACAGUGUACAAAUUGGAGAAUUGGCUCUUGAAUAAUGGAAAAUGGGCUGAGCUCUUAAUAACCUUUUUUUUCUUGUGAAAUAAAAGCAUUUCUUUUUUUAAAAUAACUUUGCAACCAAAUCUUCUCUCUUUUUUUUUAAAACCUUACCUUCUGUCUUAGAAUUCAGACAAGUAUUAGUUCCAAGGCAGAAGAGCAGUAAAGGCUAGGCAGGUUUUUGUUUGUUUGUUUGUUUGUUUGUUUUUGCAUUUCAUGACUUGCCCAUGGUCACAUAGUUAGGAAAUGUCUUGGGCCAGAUUUGGGCCCAGGACUCCAUCUCCAAGACUAGGUCUCUAUCUGCUGAGCCACUUAGCUACUCUGAAAUCAUUCUCUUUGUAAGAAUUAAGGGGUUUACUAAAUGAGUUGUAAGUUCUCUUCUAAUUCUAAAUCAUGUGAAUUAAAGACAAAAUAGCAUUAAAUCGUUGUAAUAAAUUGUUCGGUAUAGGAAAGGAAUCUGAAGAAGGAAUACAAAGAAUAUUAGUUAUAAAAAAAGAGUUGUAAAAGGGUUGUUUCUGACAAACCUCUAAUUUUGUAGUUGUGGAAGGCAAAAUCAUUAUUUAGAAUUAGCUGUAUCUUAGGAACGUGUUAUAGAGCCUGAUGUGCAUAUUAUGUUCAUAUUGAUGUCCAUGCUAUAAAUAAUAAGUCCUCAGUAUAGUAGACCUAUGUUUUUAAGAUCUCGUAGUCUAAAGAAUGCAUCUACAUCCCCAUCCAUUUGACUUGGUAGUAACACAUUUAGAUAGACAAAUGAUUUUAGCCAUGCUAUAGACUUGCCUCCAUGCUGCUAAUUGUUUACUCCAUGUAGGACCUAGUCUAGGAAUGAAGAUAGAGGAAAAGGAAGGAAGUAUUCAGUGCUGUCAGAUCCUCCACCAGCAGAACCAUAACAAAAAUUAAAGUGCUUGAGGCAAUUCAGUUGAAUUGAAUCUCUGAGAUACCAGCCCACUGUAGGGGAAAUUGAAUGUCAAAAAUGAUGAGACUAAUUUGGGGGAGGCUUCCAUAGAAGGGGAAAGAAGCAGAGUGUGGUAGACCAAAGAGGAACCUAUCUGAACUACCAAGUGUCCAUGGUGGAGGAGGAAAUGUCAUUUAAGUUUCCCAUUUUAAUUAUUCUUGCUAUGUAGGUGUUAAGCUCAAUUGUUUUCUGCACUAUAAGAAAAAUGUAAGUGCUGUAGAUUAUCUCCAAAUUUUGGUACCAUGAGACCAAACUCCAGCUGCCCUACCCUCAUUAUAGUUCUUAUCACCAUCACCACCUUCAGCAAUUAGAUAUCUUUUGUUUGAUUCUGGGAGGGCGCUCAUUCAUCUGUGUUUCUGUAUAUUAAUUGCCAAAUGCUCCGUUAUGCAUGUAUAUUUUUCACAUGAGUUAUUUGAAUAAAUAAGAAGAUUCUUGAUCCAAUAAAAUAAAAAACAAUUUACGUUUGA
Molecule: messenger RNA, 7562 nt
Organism: Monodelphis domestica (gray short-tailed opossum)
Lineage: Eukaryota; Metazoa; Chordata; Mammalia; Didelphimorphia; Didelphidae
Gene: FBLN7
Product: fibulin 7
Molecular function (GO): calcium ion binding
Source: RefSeq, a predicted model, not a curated record